CGUAUUCUUGCUUCGUAUAACGUCAAAUGUCCAAGUAGCUUAACGGCUAGUACAGGGUGAAGAUUUUAUAGAUCAAUUAGUAAUUUUUUGGUGAAAAAGUGUAUAAAAAUGGCUGCGAAAAAAAAAUGGUCGAUCGCUGAAUUGGAAAGUAUGAGCCUAGCUGAUAUUUAUAAAAUUGUAGAGGAUGUAGACGAGGUACCUAGUGAUAAUGAGUCAGUACUAGAUGAUCUGGACGCUGUUAUGAGUGAUGAAAUACCCAUUACUCAAGAAAAUGCUGACCUAAAUAAUGAUCUUUUCAGUCUUCGGAAUAUGGAUGUCAUUUUUGAGGACUUGAUCGAAGAAUGCGCAGUGGGAAAGUGACGAUGAUAUUCCACUAGCUAGAAGAAAUGAUAUAUUUCUGCCUUGCUACUGGACCAAAGAUACAGUAUACAUCAACCAACCAAGCAAAUUUGAAGAAGAGGCUGGCCCCAAUUUGCCUGAUAUCAUUGAAACACCUACGGUCGUUUUUUGCACCUAUUUCCUGAAGACCUCACCGACCAUAUUGUUUUUCAAACAAACUUAUAUUGUGUACAGAAAUUUGGCGAUGGAAGAAACUUCGUUCCUACAACGAAGGAUGAAAUCAAAGUUUUCUUCGCUGUAAACUUGCUGAUGGGUGUAAAAAGGCUCCCAAUUAUAAAGAUUACUGGUCGUCAGAUGAAGUGCUCAGAGACUCAUUUAUUAGUGGCUGUAUUUCCAGAGACCGUUUCGCAUGGUUACUAAGUAAUAUUCACCUCAAUGAUAAUUCCGUACAGCCCAAAAAGGAUCAGUCAUCAUAU
This is a messenger RNA of Acanthoscelides obtectus, 815 nucleotides long. The record is from the annotation of a GenBank genome assembly. Lineage: Eukaryota; Metazoa; Arthropoda; Insecta; Coleoptera; Chrysomelidae.